Molecule: messenger RNA, 1401 nt
Organism: Rattus rattus (black rat)
Lineage: Eukaryota; Metazoa; Chordata; Mammalia; Rodentia; Muridae
Gene: Mmp8
Product: matrix metallopeptidase 8
Exons: 10
Coding region: 1-1401 (466 amino acids)
Biological process (GO): extracellular matrix organization; proteolysis; collagen catabolic process
Cellular component (GO): extracellular matrix
Molecular function (GO): metalloendopeptidase activity; zinc ion binding
Source: RefSeq, a predicted model, not a curated record
AUGCUUCACCUGAAGACACUUCCAUUUCUGUUCUUCCUCCACACACAGCUUGCCGCAGCCCUCCCAUUGCCUCCAGAACACCUGGAAGAGAAAAAUAUGAAAACUGCUGAGAAUUACCUACGAAAAUUCUACCACUUACCAAGCAAUCAGUUCCGGUCUGCAAGGAAUGCCACUAUGAUUGCCGAGAAGCUUAAGGAGAUGCAGCGCUUCUUCGGCUUGCCCGAGACAGGGAAGCCAGAUGCAGCUACAAUAGAGAUAAUGGAAAAGCCUCGCUGUGGAGUGCCUGACUCUGGUGAUUUCUUGCUGACUCCGGGAAGCCCCAAGUGGACACACACUAACCUGACCUACAGGAUUAUAAACCACACCCCACAGAUGUCAAAGGCUGAAGUGAAAACAGAAAUCGAGAAAGCUUUUAAAAUCUGGAGUGUGCCAUCAACCCUGACCUUCACUGAGACCUUAGAGGGAGAAGCAGACAUCAACAUUGCUUUCGUCUCAAGAGACCAUGGUGACAAUUCUCCAUUUGAUGGACCCAAUGGAAUCCUUGCCCAUGCCUUUCAACCAGGCCGGGGUAUUGGAGGAGAUGCACAUUUUGAUUCAGAAGAAACAUGGACUCACGAUUCCAACAAUUACAACCUGUUUCUCGUGGCUGCUCAUGAAUUUGGACAUUCCUUGGGACUCUCUCACUCCACUGAUCCUGGUGCCUUGAUGUACCCAAACUAUGCUUACAGGGAACCCAGCACCUAUUCACUACCUCAAGAUGAUAUCAAUGGAAUUCAGACAAUCUAUGGACCUUCAGACAACCCUGUCCAACCUACUGGACCCAGCACGCCCACAGCCUGUGACCCCCACCUGAGAUUUGAUGCUGCCACCACACUCCGUGGGGAGAUUUACUUCUUUAAAGACAAGUACUUCUGGAGACGGCAUCCUCAGCUGAGAACAGUUGACCUCAACUUCAUAUCUCUGUUCUGGCCCUUCCUACCUAAUGAUCUUCAGGCUGCUUAUGAAGACUUUGAUAGAGACCUAGUUUUCUUAUUUAAAGGCAGACAGUACUGGGCUCUAAGUGCCUAUGACCUGCAGCAAGGUUACCCCAGAGAUAUAUCCAACUAUGGAUUCCCAAGGACUGUCCAAGCCAUUGAUGCAGCUGUUUCCUAUAACGGGAAGACAUACUUCUUCGUAAACAACCAAUGCUGGAGAUACGACAAUCAAAGAAGAUCCAUGGAUCCAGGUUACCCCACUAGCAUAGCAAGUGUGUUCCCAGGAAUAAACUGUAGAAUUGAUGCAGUUUUCCUGCAGGAUUCCUUCUUCCUCUUCUUCAGUGGACCACAAUAUUUUGCAUUUAAUCUUGUCAGUCGCAGAGUCACUAGAGUUGCAAGAAGCAAUUUAUGGCUUAACUGCCCAUAG